Molecule: messenger RNA, 761 nt
Organism: Schistocerca americana (American grasshopper)
Lineage: Eukaryota; Metazoa; Arthropoda; Insecta; Orthoptera; Acrididae
Product: putative neural-cadherin 2
Exons: 5
Coding region: 2-466 (154 amino acids)
Biological process (GO): homophilic cell-cell adhesion
Cellular component (GO): membrane
Molecular function (GO): calcium ion binding
Source: RefSeq, a predicted model, not a curated record
AAUGCUGGUUAUUGAUUCUGGCUAUCCUCCACUUACUGGUACAGCCACAGUCAAAAUUACAAUUGGAGAUGUCAAUGAUAAUUUGAUGAAACCAGGAAAAAAGACUGUACUGGUUUACAAGCAUCAGGAUCAAACUCCAGAAACAGAUAUUGGAAGGAUACACAUAGAAGAUCCUGACGAUUGGGACCUACCUGAUAAGAAAUUCUACUGGGCAAAAUAUCAGCAUCACCAAAGAUUUAAAGUUGAUGAAGAUACAGGGAUGGUGACCAUGAGAUCAAAUACACCAGAGGGAAAAUACACUCUGAUGUUCAGAGUGUCAGAUCGAAGGCAUUCACAGCAAAAUGUCUCAGCGAUUAUGAUUGUCACAGUAAAGAAUUUGGCACAUAGUUCUGUCAGAAACUCAGGAUCAAUGCAAAUUUCUGGGGUAUCUGCUGAAGACUUCAUUAGAGAGUGGCAGUAUAUGUAGGGUACACAGAUGAGUAAGGCUCAACAUCUUACAAAUGUAUUGGCAGAAAUACUCAGCACUGAUGAAAGAAAUGUGGAAAUAUUUAGCAUUAGGCAACAAGGGAAACAGCCACCUCUGCUAGAUAUUUUCUUUUCUGUCAAUGAUCCAAAGCUUCACAGGCGUGAAACAAUAACUGGACUCCUACAAGUGCACAAAGAAGAGAUUACAAGAAAAAUUGGUCUUAAUAUAGUCCUCAUUGGUAUAAACCACUGUCUAGUUCAUGAGACAAAAUGUGAGGGUCCAUGUACAAACAGCU